This is a messenger RNA of Suillus clintonianus, 1343 nucleotides long. Its product is annotated as DUF2407 C-terminal domain-containing protein. Gene Ontology annotation, biological process: protein processing. Lineage: Eukaryota; Fungi; Basidiomycota; Agaricomycetes; Boletales; Suillaceae. Gene Ontology annotation, cellular component: Dsc E3 ubiquitin ligase complex; endoplasmic reticulum. The record is from RefSeq and is a predicted model, not a curated record. The transcript has 6 exons. Bases 79 to 939 code for a protein of 286 amino acids. Gene Ontology annotation, molecular function: protein binding.
CCGCCGCGUCACAAGCCUGACAGCAGUGCAUGCCACUGCACUUUGCCAUCACGAAGGCCUACAACAAGCGCAGGAACUAUGCUCAGCGAGAAAGCAAAAGGGAAGCAGCGUGAAAUAGACCCGCCCGUUGACAAGGCCUCGUCUUCGGUACCACCGGAUAAUUCAAGAGACCUGACGAUCCGAUUUACUGAGGGUGUCCCCGACUUUAACCUCAAAGUCCAUCCGAAGGACUCAGUCAGGGAUGUGAAAGCUAAUAUAGUUGAAGGUGUCCCCGAAUUGAAAGACCGUCGGCUUCGUCUCAUACACGCUGGGCGCCUGCUAACAGACGGAACGCUCCUUCAUGAAUGGCUGAAGACCCUCGAGGAGCGACAAGUGCGAGCGUCCGCUCGUUCGCAAGAGAUCUCAAAGGACGAUCAACUGGUGACAUGGUUGCAUUGUUCUGUUGGCCCCGUGAUUGAACAGGGAGAGAGUGAAGAGGAGAAACCACAGGUCGCUCAAUUGCAGCCACUGAGGGGAUUUGACAGACUGGCUGCUGCUGGGUUCUCUGAAGACGAUAUCGCAAAUUUCAGACGGCAGUUUCACAGCCAAUCUUCGUCAAAUUAUCUUGACAUUGAGUUUGAGAACGAGGAAGACUAUGACGAACACGCCCGAGCCCUCGAAGAACAAUGGAUAGACUCUAUGGAUAACGUUAACACAGCAUCCCUUUCUUCUGCUUCCUCACAGAGUCUCAUUCUCCGUGGGAUUGUCAUUGGGUUUUUCUUCCCGAUCAUACCAUUUUUCUUCCUGCGUGAAACGAAACCCGCAGUUUUCUGGGAAGAGGGCGAGCACGAGAGUGGGGAGAGCGUUAUAUUUUCACGGCGUACACAAGUGGGGAUUGUGUUUGGAUUCUUGGUGAAUUUACUCUUCGGGAUGUGGAGAUAUCUGUUGGACACAUCGUAGGUGCACAUGUAGUUCUUAUCAUUGGAACAUGUAUAUGGGUAGCAUUGUUGUGGAUCACCAUACCUCGUCAGCUAGGCAGGCAUGCUCUCGGGCUGCACCGCUCCAAUGACAAUAAGUCGAUUUACUCUAUCGCUCUUCUUCCCGACACGUUCACAUUCUAUCCUCGAGCAACAAAUGUAAAAGACUCGUCCUUAGAGUAUCAGACGAUGGAUAGCACGAGGGGGAUGCAAGAAAAUCAUCAGGAUAAUCCUACACUGGCAAGGUAGCAAUUUAACAGGUGCGCCGGAAUCCAAGAUCAAUAGUCUGUACCAGACUGGGAUGCGACAUACUUAGUGCUACACGCCUAUAUGAACGAAAACGAUCGUCUGCUCAAGCGACACUUCCUUCUUCACGGCGUACGUAGC